Molecule: messenger RNA, 3167 nt
Organism: Lucilia cuprina (Australian sheep blowfly)
Lineage: Eukaryota; Metazoa; Arthropoda; Insecta; Diptera; Calliphoridae
Product: organic cation transporter-like protein
Exons: 7
Coding region: 272-2671 (799 amino acids)
Biological process (GO): transmembrane transport
Cellular component (GO): membrane
Molecular function (GO): transmembrane transporter activity
Source: RefSeq, a predicted model, not a curated record
UAAACGGAAGUUGUGGCUAAAUAUAAUGAAAAUGACAAGCGCCGGAUAUGAAACUAAAAUCAAAAUUAAACGUUAUUAAAAUUGUUUUCAAUUGAAAAAUUUAUAGUAGAAAAAAAUUAUUUGUGUAGAAAACAUAAAGUUGAUUUAUAAAAUCGAAUGUGGGAAGAAUGUCAAUAAUGAAAUUUAAAAGAAGAAAUCAAUUAUUUAGGAAAAAAGGAAAUGUGUUUUAAAGAUGCAAAUGUUUGAAUAAAGCGAAAAUUUCUUAAAUAAAAUGAAAAGUUCCUUGGUAAUUGAGUGGCUUAAUCUGGAGAGUCCGGUAAUAAAGGCUGAAUCACCACUACUUCCCAUCAAAGAGCACAGUUUAACGGAAACCAAUAAUAACGAUAAUAAUACAACAGCGACAGCAUCACCAACACCACCUACACUUACCACCACAACAACUCCAGAUAGUGAUAAGAAUACCUCAAUUAACAUAUCACAAAAUAGAUUAUCAGCAGAACUGCCGGUAGCAACACCGAAUGAUUUAAGUCCCUCCUUUAGUGGCGGUCGUAAACGUUUCUCCAUACCCUCCCUGCUUCCAAUAUCACGAAAACUUUCCAUCGAAAGUAUAACCCACCCGCUUCAAACACUCUUGGGCAUUAGUGAAGAGCAAUGUCAGCGACGCAAUUCACAGCCAAAUCUUAAGCGUUACCGUAGUCGAGACGAUACAGCACGUCGUAGUCGCUGCUAUUCAAAUCAAUUUUAUACGAAAACCUCCACCACUUCACCGUCACGUAAACAUUCACACAAUUAUAAUCUCUAUCCCAAGGAUUCGUUUUAUAAUCUAGAAGGUAAGGCUCCCAAGCCCUCCAGUAAAAUGCAAGCCAAAGUUGAUGCUGUCGGCCGGGUUACCGGCGAAUGGGGCAAAUGGCAAUUGCGCACAGUGCUCUUAAUAUUUUUAUGUAAAAUUCCCUCUUCCUGGUUUAUGGCCUGUAUUAUAUUUACCGCUCCAGCUCCGCGUCAUGGUGAGUUCUUUUGUAAACCACCUCCCCAGAUAGGUGCCAAAAAUCAAACGGCCUGGAUUAAAGUAUCUCAUCCGCAAAAAGAAGAAGCUGAGGAUCAAGAGUUUUCUAUAGAUUUCUGUAAUGUUUAUAAAGAUGCUCAGGAACAUGCCCAUCAUUACUAUAACUAUGAGCGGGAGGAAGACGAACCUAGAGUUUGGCUGGAACCGGAAAAUAAUAAAGAUGUUAUACCCUGUACACAAUUUGAACAUAAAGCGGAAUUUCAUUCGGUAAUAACACAAUAUGAUCUGGUAUGUUCGCGAGAUAUUCUGGUGUCGGUGACGCAGUUCUUCCAUUUGUUUGGUGUACUAACGGGCGGUAUACUGGCGAAUCAUUUGUUGAAAUAUUUUAGUCCCCGAAUGGUAAUGCUCUUUGGUAUGGUUACGCAAAUCUUUUGCGGUACCCUAACGGGUCAUGUGGCCUCAUAUGAAUUGCAUGUCUUCUUCCGUUGUCUAUCGGCUGUGUGUUGUGCUCAAAUGUAUACCGCUGGCGGCAUGAUUAUGGCCGAUAUAACGGGUGGUACUUACAAGACCUGUGUCUCAACAUUAUUUGAACAGUUUUGGUCUAUAGGCGUGAUAAUGUUACCGGGUGUGGCUAGUUUCUUUUCGAGUUGGUCUCACUUAUAUAUGGCCAUUUCAUGUCCCACUGUGAUACUCAUAUAUUUAUGGCAAUGGAUUCCCGAUUCUCCCCGUUGGAUGGUAGCUAGAGGAAGAGUUUUAGAAGCCAAACGGAUAUUAAUAAAGUGUGCUGAAAUGAACGGUACUCGUUAUAGUCUUCCUCAUGAUAUCGAUCAGCAAUUACAGUUACAGGCUCAAACGGCCAUGGAUGCUCCACCACCAGCCAGCUGGUGGACCAUAUGGAAGGGUGAAAAGGCUGUUAGACACAUGAUUUGCGUACACUUAUGCUGGUCCAUUUAUAUUGUAGUCUAUUAUGGAAUGUUAUUGAAUAUACGCUCAUUUAGUCGUGAUCAUUUACAAUUUAAUACUGUGAUAGCCGGUAUUUCAGAAAUUAUCGGUACAUUUAUUGGUCUAUUCCUGAUAUUGAAAACGACACGCAAAUGGGUGUGGACGGGUUUGUUUAAUAUAGUAGCGGGUUGUAUAGCAUAUAUGGGUUGGCUGGUGCCGCAUGAUAUUGAUUUUGAUGGUCGUGUGGCAUUAUUAAUGUUAACCGCCAUGAUUUCGAAAAUUGCCAUUUCCUGUACCUUAGCCAUACUCACCACCUGCACUGUGGAGCUGGUAAGCAAUGAGAAAAAGAAAAUCUGCGCCUUUUCCACCAUUUGUUGGGCCCGUUUUUGGCUUUUAGGUGCUCCGUUUAUAGGAGCCACCGUUGUCUUUGGCCAACUGAUACCACAAACCGCUUUUGCCUCUUUAGCUAUUACGGGAGGCUUUUUAAGUACACUUAUCUCUAGUCCACGCACCAUACCCAAGAAACAUAGUUCUCAAGUUACCAAUAAUAUGGCCGCCGCCACACAAAUGCCCAACGAGGGAGGUAUUGAUAAUAAGGCUUACACCAAGGGACCUAUAUUUAAUAAUAUUAGCGCUAAAAUGACCACACAACAAACUAAUCUACCUCCACAAUUAAUGCCUGGUAUUUGGACAACUAAAAAUCAUGAAGAAACUCCACCUAUAUGAUUAACUAAUUUCCUAAGCCUUACCAUGCCCCCUCCCCUUUCCCCUUAAAGCUUUUCUUUUUGAGUUAAAUUUUCUUCUUAUAUCAAUCAAUCAAAAAUUAUCUAUUUAAAGCACCAGAUUCCACCCUAAGAAUCUCAAAAAUAUAACGGGUAUUUUAGAAUAAAUUUAAUUCUAUUAGCAAAACAAACAAACAAAAAAAUAGUAAAACAACUUAAAAAAACUUAGUAGAGCUUUAAGCUUUUUUUUUAAAAAAAAGAGUAUAAUUACCAAAAAAUUAUAUAAAAAUAAUUUUAAUUAAAAAUUUCUUACGUUCAAUUAAGUAGCUGUAAUCAACAAACAAACAAACUAAAAAAUCGGUCAGUUUUUGUUAAGCUUUAUAGGACCACUUAACUGAAAUUCGAAUAUAUUAUAUUUCGAAUAUAAAUAUUACAAUUUUUCCCCUUAGAUAAACUCCAGUUUAUAAUUAUUAUUAUGAUUAUUAUUCCUUAGACAAAUU